Molecule: messenger RNA, 3861 nt
Organism: Apus apus (common swift)
Lineage: Eukaryota; Metazoa; Chordata; Aves; Apodiformes; Apodidae
Gene: PIP5K1C
Product: phosphatidylinositol-4-phosphate 5-kinase type 1 gamma
Exons: 19
Coding region: 117-2195 (692 amino acids)
Biological process (GO): phosphatidylinositol metabolic process
Molecular function (GO): phosphatidylinositol kinase activity
Source: RefSeq, a predicted model, not a curated record
GUUCCCAGUCUCCUCAGCGACAACGGCCGGGGCCGGGAGGAGCGCGGCGGCGGCGGGCGCGGGCCUGGCCUGGCCGGUCCCUCUGCCCCCCCGGGCCUGCCCUGCCCGCGGCGGCCAUGGAGCUGGAGGUGCCCGAGGAGGCCGAAGGCUCGGGCGCUGCGGGCGCCGGUGCCAUCACCCCGGAGGCUGGCGCGGGGGGACUGGACUCGGCAGGAGGUCUGGCACUGAAGAAGGCGGCCGUCACCGAGGGACCAUCACUUCCAGGACAGCCUGGCCAAGGAAAGAAGAUAGGUCAUCGAGGUGUUGAUGCUUCUGGUGAAACCACCUACAAAAAGACCACCUCAUCCACUCUGAAGGGGGCCAUCCAGCUAGGGAUUGGAUAUACUGUUGGCAAUCUGAGCUCCAAGCCAGAGAGAGAUGUCCUGAUGCAGGAUUUCUACGUGGUGGAGAGCAUUUUUUUCCCAAGCGAGGGCAGCAACCUCACCCCAGCUCAUCACUACGCUGACUUCAGGUUCAAGACCUACGCUCCGGUGGCUUUCCGGUACUUCCGAGAACUCUUUGGGAUUCGUCCAGAUGAUUAUUUGUAUUCCUUAUGUAAUGAGCCUCUGAUAGAGCUGUCAAACCCUGGUGCCAGUGGCUCCCUCUUCUAUGUCACCAGCGACGAUGAAUUCAUCAUAAAAACUGUGAUGCACAAGGAAGCUGAAUUCCUACAGAAGCUCCUUCCUGGCUACUACAUGAAUCUAAACCAGAACCCACGGACACUGCUGCCAAAGUUCUACGGACUGUACUGUGUGCAAUCAGGAGGCAAAAACAUCCGCGUGGUGGUGAUGAACAACAUCCUGCCUCGGGUGGUGAAAAUGCACCUGAAAUUUGACCUGAAAGGCUCAACCUACAAACGCCGGGCAUCCAAGAAGGAAAAAGAAAAGUCCAGCCCUACCUACAAGGAUCUAGACUUCAUACAAGACAUGCCCGAGGGCCUGAUGUUGGAUGCAGACACCUUCAGUGCAUUGGUGAAAACGCUGCAACGUGACUGUCUGGUGUUGGAAAGUUUUAAAAUCAUGGACUACAGCCUCCUGCUUGGGGUUCAUAACAUAGACCAGCAAGAACGGGAGCGACAGUCGGAGGGAGCUCACAGCACAUCGGAUGAGAAGCGUCCCGUGGGGCAGAAGGCACUUUACUCCACAGCCAUGGAGUCCAUCCAGGGUGGGGCUGCCCGGGGGGAGUCCAUAGACACAGAUGACACGAUGGGAGGAAUCCCAGCAGUGAAUGGCAAAGGAGAGCGUCUCCUGCUACAUGUAGGAAUAAUAGAUAUCCUUCAGUCAUACAGGUUCAUCAAGAAGCUAGAGCAUACCUGGAAGGCCCUUGUCCAUGACGGGGACACGGUGUCAGUCCACAGACCCAGCUUUUAUGCAGAGAGAUUCUUCAAAUUCAUGACCAACACGGUGUUUCGAAAAAAUUCCUCUCUGAAGUCAUCUCCCUCAAAGAAAGGGCGUAGUGCCUUGCUAGCUGUCAAAAUGGUUGGUCCAACAGCUGCAUUCUCAGCUAGCCAGCUUCCCUCUGAAAAGGAUGAGACCCAGUAUGACCUUCGUGCAGCCAGGAGUUACCCCACGCUUGACGAUGAAGGCAGGCCAGAUCUGCUCCCCUGCACACCUCCCUCCUUUGAGGAAGCUACCACAGCCUCCAUAGCCACCACACUGUCUUCAACAUCUCUCUCUGUUCCUGAGCGAUCCCCUUCGGAGACCUCUGAGCAGCCCAGGUACAGGCGGCGCACACACUCCUCAGGGCAGGAUGGCAGGUCACACGAGGAGGUGCGAGUUGAGGAGGAACUUCAGCAGAUCAGUGUUGAGCUGGAGCCCAAGUGUGAUGUUGAGAUUGUAGCUCCUGAAGAAGAUGACAAAGAAGAGGCAGCUUCUUCAGCCUGUGCCAUUGUAACAUCCACAGCCACAAUAGAGGUGGAGACAGCCAGCCAGGCCUCCGAACCAGCCAGCCAGGCCUCGGAUGAAGAUGAUGUGCCAGUCACAGACAUAUACUUUUUCACAGAUGGGAGGUACUGGAUUUACUCUCCCCGCCAGCGCAGACUCCGAACCACCUCGCGUUCCUCUGGGAUUCCGACAGACGAGAGGAGUUGGGUUUACUCCCCGCUCCACUAUAGUGCUCAGCUCCACUCUGUCUCCGAUGAGGAGAGCGAUACAUAAUCUCUAUGCAGACACAGAAGCCCCAGAGAGCAGCGAUUCCCUCUGCAGGUCGAUGUGUUCCCUUUUCGUUGAUGCAGCCGUUCCAGUGAGAAGGGGAAGAGCUUGCUGACACCAGUACUGCUGCACUGCAGGAUCCCGGGCACUGCAUUUCAGGACGGAGCAAAACUAUAACCCUGUAUUUCUACUUAUCCCAGAUGUGGGCAGCAAAGAAACCACCCACUCACCCGCAGCUCCCACCGGAGACGUCCAGCUGGGUGUAGAGAAUCCUGGGUAGUAACACAGUGUUUUCCAGACAUGCACUACUGUAGCUACCUAUCCAUGUGUGAUACUGUGAACCUUUUUAAUUUUUUAAUCAUAUAUUUAUUUCUUUUAUCUUUGCACAGAGACAGCACAAAUGUGCUUUUUUUAAACAUUUAGUUUACUGCACUUUUUUUUUUCUUUCUUUCUUCUUUUUUGUUGUCAUAUGUUUGUGCACCAGAAAGGAGUGUGAGACCUCACUGGGGAAUUGGUAGGAGCACGUUGCAGGGGAGGGCAGGGACCAGAGUGGCUUCAUUUGAGGCAGCAGUGUGGUCUAACCAACUGAUGGAGUCACAAGGUUUAAGGCUGACCAGGUCAGCCAUGGUUCUGCCGAGUGACCUAAGGCAAGUCACUUAACCACUCUGUGCCUCGGUUUCCCCCGUGCUAUGGGUGCACAGUACCCACUUCCGUUACAGCACUUAAACCCUGGGAUGAAAGGUGCUAUGUAAAUGCAAUGUAUUAAAGGCCAUUGAAUAGAAUUGCUCCCAUGUUAGUUGUCCAAAGCAGCCAUGCCAAUUCACUUGGAAUCAAAAAUCACUAGUGACUUCUCUUGGUCUGUGUCACCGCGCGGGGGAAGCCAACGAUUCCUGGCGACAGUGACCUGGUCACCUUGGCCCUCCUGGAUGUCACGAUGGGUUCUGCCUUCACUGUGUGCUGCAUUGCUGUGUCAUCCUGUCCCUCUGCAGUCCCUCUGGAGCCCAUGCCUCAUCUGACCAGCUGCUUCACCUCCAGACCAGCACGGACAGAGGAGAACUGUGCACCCGGGACCCGCUGCGCCUGCUCCCCGCUCUGCCCAGCCCCAUCAGGCUUGUCUGGACACUGCAUCCUACUGCAGCCACUUAGCACCUCGCAUGUUCAUGGGUGUAUCUGACCCCCAAGUACUCGGGGGGGUCACAAACAUUGGGUUCACACGUAUCCUCUGUACCUCAGGGCAGUCAGGGAGGCGCGUGCAUGUCUGCACACACUGGAGGCAGAAGGAGAGGACUGGCUCUGCCACCUGAUCAUGCCAGGAGGUGGUGUGUUCAUGGACUCUGUUGGACAAAAUGUUGGGUGACUGGGAUGUUGCCUGUGGUAACAUCUGCUGUUGGAAAUCUCUUGCUUUGGAUGUUUGAGAGAGUUCGCUUUUCAAGGGCUGCAGGCAAGAGGAUUUGCUGUCACUGGGAAGUGUUCAGACUAGGCUCAUCCAUCUGCCAGCAGGACACACACCACAGUGUUGUCCUGAACUCCAGCAAUUCCAUCCUCAGCUCCCUGAGAGAAGACAGGAAAUCCUUUAGCUCAGAGGGAGCCAGGUCUGAUUCAUGUGCUUUAUGAGCCUCGUUUCAGAAGAGGGUAAAAAUCUCUUUAUUGUCAUUACAAUCUUCAGACUGUC